Molecule: messenger RNA, 1386 nt
Organism: Meriones unguiculatus (Mongolian gerbil)
Lineage: Eukaryota; Metazoa; Chordata; Mammalia; Rodentia; Muridae
Gene: Sdr16c5
Product: short chain dehydrogenase/reductase family 16C member 5
Exons: 7
Coding region: 237-1166 (309 amino acids)
Biological process (GO): retinal metabolic process; retinol metabolic process
Cellular component (GO): lipid droplet
Molecular function (GO): all-trans-retinol dehydrogenase (NAD+) activity
Source: RefSeq, a predicted model, not a curated record
GCAAGAGUCCAGUCUCCACUAUCCAGUUACCACCUUCUGCAGGAAAGGACGCUUGAUCGAGGCCCCGCCUCCCACGGGAUCACAGUCCCGCCCUUGGGUUUAGGCUACACCCGACUCAGCGAUAAACACCGAACCUCACUGAGCUGAGAACCAGGGACCUGGGUGCCUGAGGCCUAAGUUGCCUGCUUCUUCGUGGUGGCCAGACAGGGGACAGUCUGUGAGGUGUUGGCCAGAACAUGUCUUCCAACCUGGAAUCAGCAAAGGACUUGCUUGUUUUCUUAGGAAAGUCACUGCUUAGUAUUUUGGAGGUCCUACUUUCUUAUGUGAUCCCCAAACAACGGAAGAACGUUGCUGGUGAAAUAGUCCUCAUAACAGGUUCUGGGAGUGGACUUGGAAGGCUCUUAGCCUUGCAAUUUGCCCGCCUGGGAUCUGUGCUCGUUCUCUGGGAUGUGAAUAAGGAGGCAAAUGAGGAGACCUGUCAGUUAGCUCGGGAAGCAGGAGCUGCCAGAGUGCAUGCCUACAUCUGUGACUGCAGCCGAAAGGAAGAAGUUUACAGUGUGGCUGACCAGGUAAAGAAAGAAGUUGGCGAUGUCUCUAUCCUCAUCAACAAUGCCGGCAUUGUAACAGGCAGAAAGUUCCUCGAAUGCCCUGAUGACCUCAUGGAAAAGUCACUGGAUGUCAAUUUCAAAGCACAUUUAUGGACGUAUAAAGCCUUCCUGCCUGCCAUGAUCGCUAACAACCAUGGCCAUUUGGUUUGCAUUUCAAGUUCAGCUGGAUUAAUUGGAGUAAAUGGGCUGGCAGACUAUUGCGCAAGUAAAUUCGCAGCCGUUGGAUUCGCUGAAUCUAUGUUUGUUGAACUAUUUGCCCUAAAACAAAAAGGAAUCAAAACUACAAUUGUGUGUCCAUUCUUUAUAAAAACUGGAAUGUUUGAAGGUUGCACUACCAAGUGGCCUACUCUGUUGCCAAUUCUGGACCCAGAAUAUGCAGUCAGGAAAAUAGUGGAUGCUAUUCUGCAAGAGACACUUUACUUGUAUAUGCCAAAGUUUUUAUACUUCACAAUGUUCUUAAAAAGCUUCUUGCCCAUCAAGACAGGAAUGCUUUUAGCUGACUACCUGGGAAUCUUUCAUGUGAUGGAUGGCUUCUCUGGCCAAAAGAAGAAAGCUUAAUGAUGUCAUCCAUUGCUGCAUCAGGCUUCUUCCAAAGAAGAUACAUAUUUCCUUCCAACAGAACCCAAAGACAAAUACUACCCAUAUUCCACUGUGGACCAUAGUGUCCUUCCAGUGUCAUUUAAAUGCAAUUUUACUAUUUUCUUUUUUGUUGAGUGUUUUUGUUUGUUUGUCUGUUUGUUUGUUCUUUAAAAAAUAAAAAUAGCUCUUUUGUCGUUUC